This is a messenger RNA of Bacidia gigantensis, 1035 nucleotides long. RefSeq lists its product as uncharacterized. Bases 1 to 1035 code for a protein of 344 amino acids. The record is from RefSeq and is a predicted model, not a curated record. The transcript has 3 exons. NCBI's taxonomy places the organism in Eukaryota, Fungi, Ascomycota, Lecanoromycetes, Lecanorales, Ramalinaceae.
AUGCCAACCAAAACUCUCGUUCUCGUCAAUACCACCGGACGACAAGCAGCUUCCGUCGCUCGGGUUGCGUCCGCCCUUGGUUACCAUGUCAGGGCACAUGUCUACCAAAAGUCCCACCCCGUCGCCCUCGAGCUCGCCCAGCUGGAGAAUGUGACCGUCGUGGAAGGUUCUCUAGACGAUACCAGAUUUGUGGCCAAGCUCUUCAACAAAGUGCAGAGAGCUUUCAUCAAUACCGUUUCAUUCGGGGAUGAACUCGCUAUUGGAAAGUCCCUCGCAGAUGCCGCCAAGAAAGCUGGGAUCCAGCAUUACAUCUACAGCAGCAUGCCGGACCACAGUGUCUAUCGCAAAGGAUGGCCAGCAUUACCAAUGUGGAGCGUCAAAUUCACGGUGGAGAAUUACAUCCGACAAAUUGGCCUGCCCGCAACGUUCGUGUACGCCGGCAUCUACAACAAUAACUUCACCUCCCUGCCCUAUCCACUCUUCUGCAUGAAGCUCCUCCCAGACGCAACCUUCGAGUGGAAAGCUCCCUUCCACCCACAUACCCCAUUGCCGUGGCUUGAUGCAGAGCAUGACGUUGGUCCUGCCGUCCUACAGCUCAUCAAAGACGGGCCGAAGAAAUGGAACAAUCAUCGUGUCCCUUUAGCAUUCGAGCUCCUCUCACCUGACCGCGUCUGCUACCUCUUCUCCCGUGCUCUCAACCGCCGCGUGAACUACCAAUUCUCCCCCACCAUCGAUAUCGAAGUCACCAUCCCGAACGGCUAUCGCGAGCAACUCCAGGGUCUAGAAGUUGUCUUCGGCAAAUACGACGCUCCCUACUUCGGCCCUGAGUUGGAAGAUGGGGACCGAGGGAGGAAUGUAGAGAAGGCGGAGGAUGACGCGGACGAUACGGUGGUACAAGAGUCAAGGGCGCUGUGGGGUGGAUGGAGGGGCAUGGAAGAGUAUGCGAGGGAGGUGUUCCCGCUCGAGGAGUCCAAUAAUGGAUUGACGUGGAUGAAGGAAGAUGAGGGUAAUGACGAUAUGAACAAUACACAGUGA